Molecule: messenger RNA, 2602 nt
Organism: Cyclopterus lumpus (lumpfish)
Lineage: Eukaryota; Metazoa; Chordata; Actinopteri; Perciformes; Cyclopteridae
Gene: cep20
Product: centrosomal protein 20
Exons: 4
Coding region: 29-481 (150 amino acids)
Biological process (GO): microtubule anchoring; cilium assembly
Cellular component (GO): motile cilium; ciliary basal body; centrosome
Molecular function (GO): protein binding
Source: RefSeq, a predicted model, not a curated record
UGGCAGAGGUUUACGUCACGACAGUUGUAUGUUUACACUUGUUGCAAUGGCGACCAUCACUGAACUGAAGUGUGCCGUGAGGGAGACGCUGGAGUCCCGUGGCGUGCUGGGCCAGCUUAAGGCUCGCAUCCGGGCCGAGGUGUUCAGCGCCCUGGAUGACCAGCGUGAACCUCGUCCGCCGCUGUCCCACGAAAACCUGCUCAUCAACGAGCUCAUCCGGGAGUACCUGGAGUUCAACAAGUACAGGUACACCGCGUCAGUGCUCACAGCAGAGUCGGGCCAACCUGAUGUUCCCUUGGACAGACAGUUCUUGGCGAAUGAGCUGAAAGUCACAGAGGAUUCAAGCUCCAAGUCUGUACCUCUCCUCUAUGGCUUGAUGUGCCACUUCGUGAACAGCAGUGAUACUCGCGGAAAGGUGUUUGUGCGGGGGGGCCUCUCUGCCAGCUGCUACUGCUGCCAUCAACACUAUACCUGGACCUGAUUCCUAAAAGUUGAUGCACUUUGUACUGGCACAGGAUGGACUAAAGAGAUGCCUUUACACACGACAGAAUCUCCUUGUCCAUCGUUUUUCACUGUAUUUUCCACCUGAGUGUCAUCUACAUGGACUACAUGAAUUCUGCUGAUACAAAUUAUAUUUUCUGUGUUGAUUUCAUGCUGCAAUUUCCCAAUGAUCCAGAUUACCUUUUUUGUUUUGCGUUGAACAUCUGGCUUUAUCAAUGGGUUUAGCUAGUCAGUCAUGGUGCAGCUUGCAUUAAUCCACAUUUCUCAUGUUCUCAAUAGUUAAAGCAAAAAAGUUGAGAUAACUUUCCUUGAUUUCUUCUCUAUUUUAAUCUACAAAUGUUUUAUACUUUCAUAUUGUCUCAAAUUAAACGUUUUAUAUUUAUUUACUUCAUUGGAUCAAAACAUUUGUGUAAGUGCUAUUUAACUGGCUACCACAUGGUGGCAGCCUCACCUAAAACAAGGAUGAAGAUCGCUGUUGCUGAAGCCUCGUAGCCUCUGUCUGUUCAUCCCUGACAUAAAACAGGCUUCUCUCACUGGAUUAAUAUGGUGGUUAGAAGGAUUUUACUACAUACAUAAUGUUAGUUCAACAAUAUGAAGAUAUGGAAUUCACUUUUUAUUUUACACAUUUUGUACCUUUUGUAAUUGCUUGUAAUCAGAACUGUAUUUGCAGGUACAAUUGGUGCUUUUGAGCAUUAGCUUCAUCCACUAAAGUUUAAAUAACGAGCACGAGAACGGUUUCUCUAUUCACAUUAGGUUUCUUUCCUGGGAUUGUCUUAACAUUGUGGCACUCAUUGUGUUGGUCUGUGCAGCCAAACCCACACAUGUUGCCUCAGCCACAGUACUCCUCGACCCUUGUUUGUCUGCAAUAGUCAGAAACUUCUUCUUUUUUUUUUUUUUUUGUAUCGCAAAGCUGGCGAUCCACAUGUUAUGCUGAGAUGAAUAGAAAAUCCUCCAGAUAUUUUUAUGUAGCUAUGCUCCUGCUUGCUUUCCUCUUUUGAAGUGCAGCUUAGUGACUGUGAAAUCGUGAUGGCCUCCUUUCAGCAGUUCAUAAAAGAUAAAUCGACAAAAGUACGUUUACAAUAAGAAAACGAGGCAUACAAAAACAACCACCGCAUGUGUCCCGUGUUGGACACAAACAUCUCGGCAACAAGCCGAUACUCGUUGCAUCUCACUUCCUCUCUCACCAUUUAUGGGAACUUGAAGCUCUUAUCUCACACGACUUAAAGGCCUGAGUUUCUGGAAGUGAUUAUCUACGAGGCCAGCAUCUAUUUCCCAGCCUCAUUACUGAAGCUGGGCACUUAGUUGAAUAUAAUUCAUGUUUAAAUUAUUUUUAGGGUUUAGAAGGAAACUUUUCCUGUCUCUUCUACCAUAUCUGCAUCGCUCAUGGUUGAUUGUAGAGGCUUUGAUAGAUGAGAUCAUAGCUCUCAAAUAAGCUCAUUGACAUCAUUUGGUCGUAAUGUGCAGCACACUGUAUUUUACUGAAUUUGCCCGUGCCUGAUGGUGUCAGUUGCUCGCUGGCAAGAUGAAAUGUAACCAUUUUCCAUGAGCAACAAGAUGUCAUGCACACUUAACUUUGUACAGUGUCCUAAUUUAUUGCUACUUAGUCCAAUUUGAAACCAUGUGUUGUUGAGUGCAUAUGCAUGCUGAGAAUGGAGUCACAGCGAGCCUCAUCUGGGACAUUGGAUUUUACACUGCUCCCUUGGAGCAAACAUUUAUUUUCCCUUAAAGGCUUGUGGCCCUGAGGCGCCUAGUUUAUUGGCACCGCAUAUCAGUGUUCCCUUGAAAAUGGCUAUAUAAGCGGAGGAAGUUGAACAAUGGCACAUGAUUGUUCAAUUGGCAGGUUGCCCUAUUAUAGGUAGCAGUUGUCCUCCACUGUAUAAAUUAGUGGUGUGUAAAAGAGACAGCUGUAUAAAUACUAUUGAAUGCAGUAGUCUUUUGACUGCAGCAGAGUGAACUGAUGUUUGCCCCUGUGCUCAAAUUAGAAAGCAACUGCAUUCCGCGAGGGUCAAACAUAUCCAUAAACAUAUUAUCUCUCCAAUAGAUGGCCAUCUAUGGACAUGAAGGUGAAGAAAAACUAUUAAACAUACUGUAUGUAAGAGAU